This is a messenger RNA of Bolinopsis microptera, 880 nucleotides long. RefSeq lists its product as uncharacterized. The record is from RefSeq and is a predicted model, not a curated record. Lineage: Eukaryota; Metazoa; Ctenophora; Tentaculata; Lobata; Bolinopsidae. The transcript is spliced from 4 exons. Bases 20 to 880 code for a protein of 286 amino acids.
CUAAAGCAAAGAAGCUAAAAUGAAUAUAGCAAUAGCUAUAAUAGUGGCAAUGGUGGCACGAGCUCAAUCGCUUAACUGUUACAAAUGCCAGGACGCAAAUUUGAAAUCAGGGGUUGAAAAUACCUGUACCAAAUACAGCGUUCAACAGUGUGCGGCCGGGAAAGACGUGUGCGCAUCUCGUGCCACGACAUUCUAUGAGGGUAGCAAGUUCAGCUAUAUGAAAAGUUAUCAAUGUAUGACGACGGCAGAUGAGUCAUCAGAAUUGGAUGAAUGUAUGGGAUUCAAAUCUGAAUUUGAAGAUGCUUUGGACGAUUUGAAGGCUUAUGCCUGUGCAAUUGAAAAAUGCAACGAUGACUUGUGUAACGGACUUAUCGUACCAGGUUCAGGUUUCACUCCAGUUCCUAAUCAUGGGUACGAGAUCAAGAUACUGAAUGGGCCUGCCUCUGGUUACUUCCUGACUGCAAACGAUGAGAGAAACGGUCACUCCCGCUGGGUACAUACCGAACUCAAUGAUCAGAGUGCUCGCUGGGAGAUCAUUCUUACACAACACAACGGUCAAGACUGCUUCAACAUCAAGUCUAAAUCUGGUGCUACUGCUGGUAUAGGCAAGAUGCUGGUUGUGCACAGCGACAAACAAUCUAAUGGAGACGCAAGGGCUCUGGUCCACAGAACCCCCCACGGCAACGGUGAUGACGAGUGUUGGAUUAUAGAGACUGUGACUGUGGUAGGAGGGGUCGGGUACAGGUUUAAGAAGUCUCAGGGUCGCUCGAGAGACACGUACUUGGUCUCCCGAAUUCAGAGGGAAAGUGGGUCCUACUGGGUGGACGUGACGUCAGAUAUGUCUGCUCCGAUCUGUUACAAAAUGGGGAGUAAUUUCUGA